This is a messenger RNA of Mycotypha africana, 1233 nucleotides long. RefSeq names its product major facilitator superfamily domain-containing protein. Gene Ontology annotation, biological process: transmembrane transport. Gene Ontology annotation, cellular component: fungal-type vacuole membrane. The annotation marks the transcript as partial. Gene Ontology annotation, molecular function: transmembrane transporter activity. The transcript is spliced from 6 exons. Lineage: Eukaryota; Fungi; Mucoromycota; Mucoromycetes; Mucorales; Mycotyphaceae. The record is from RefSeq and is a predicted model, not a curated record.
AGAGCGCUAAGUUUGUCAGACUCCGGUUACUCUUCAGAAAAAAGAAGAGGCGACAAAGGCUACGGAACGGAUGAGGAAUGCACUUUAUACGACAGUGAUGAUUUCGUAGAAGAAGAGUGUCGAUACCGAUGGGUUAUAUUGUUAGGAGGAUUUCUUGCUCAAGCAAUUAGUAUGUGUACCUUAUCAAGAGUCAUGCAAGACUAUUACGAUCGACAAGUUUUUGGAGGGUCAGUUGAUGCAGCUGAAUUGAGUUUUGUAGGAACGAUAGGUUUUGCAUUUUGUGGCCUCAUGGGGCCAGUGACGCCAAUUUUUAUGUCAUUGAUUGGAGCUCGAUGGGUCUUAUUUAUUGGUACUAUUUUGAUCUCUGUCGGCCUCAUCUUAGCAAGCUUCUCCACUAAGGUUUGGCAACUGUAUAUAACUCAGAGCGUCAUGCACGGCAUUGGCGCAGCACUUCUGUAUAUUGUUUCUAUGUCUAUAUCACCACAAUGGUUUGUUAAAAGAAGAGGAUUUGCUAUGGGUGUAAUGGUGAGUGGAUCUGGUAUCGGUGGCCUCAUAAUGCCUUUCAUUAUGACAAAUUUGAAUGAAUCGCUAGGAGGAGCCUGGUGCUAUCGAGUUUUGAGUAUUAUCUCCCUUGCUGUUAGUUUAAUUGCUACAAUUUUACUACGUGAAAAGCCCAAUAUUAGCAAACUGAAGAAGCCCAAGUUGAGAGAUAUGAUCGAUUUUAGUCUAUGUAAAGAUUUGAAAUUUAUCAUAUGGUGCAUCGUUGGCAACUUGAGCAUGCUAUCAUAUUUUAUUCCGGCAUUUUACUUACCUUCACAUGCCACAAAAAUUGGGUUGUCACCGUCCCAAGGGUCCACAUUAGUUGCUGUGUUCUCCGCCGUAAAUGUCGUUGGCCGAAUUCUCUCCGGUUUUCUUGGUGACAAUAUUGGUGUAAUGAACGUUAAUAUUAUUUUUCUAUUUACAUGUGGUCUAAGUGCGUUGUUUCUGUGGACAUUCGCUACAUCGUUUGCCACCUUACUACUAUUUAUCAUCAUUUAUGGCUGCAUGAGCGGAGCAGUUUUCUCAUUAUCUUCUCGGUUUGGGCCUACAAUAGCAGGCGCUAUACAGACAGCAGCUAAUAAGAACUCCUUCUUCGCGUACCAAAUGUUUACAGGUAUUGCAUUCAUACUCGCUGCCGUCGUGAAUAUGUACUUGAAAUAUCAAAUAAAACCUAAAUUGCUGGCAAAAGUGUAA